Mus caroli (Ryukyu mouse) is the source of this 776-nucleotide messenger RNA. It is a transcript of the gene Sf3b6, whose product is annotated as splicing factor 3b subunit 6. NCBI's taxonomy places the organism in Eukaryota, Metazoa, Chordata, Mammalia, Rodentia, Muridae. Gene Ontology annotation, molecular function: mRNA binding. The record is from RefSeq and is a predicted model, not a curated record. Gene Ontology annotation, cellular component: nucleus; cytoplasm.
GGAAGCGCCUUGGAGUUCGCUACUUCGCUUUCCGGCUUGAGAAUGCGUUCUCUGUAGUGUGACUUGGAGCAUCUUUUCUAGGACGUAAACGCGUCCUAAUUUGAGACGCGGACUUUCCGGCAUUGCUGUAAAAGCUUCCGGCACUACCUGGCUGUAAAUACUCUGUAUCUGACGCCGCGUCGCCCACGAAGGCGAUCAGGUUUAGAAAUAUCCAGAGGGAUCCUACGGUAACCUACAUCAGCCCGCCAAGAUGGCGAUGCAAGCGGCUAAGAGGGCGAAUAUUCGCCUCCCACCUGAAGUAAAUCGGAUUUUGUAUAUAAGGAAUUUGCCAUACAAAAUCACGGCAGAAGAAAUGUAUGAUAUAUUUGGGAAAUAUGGACCUAUUCGUCAAAUCAGAGUAGGGAAUACACCUGAAACCAGAGGAACAGCCUAUGUGGUCUAUGAAGACAUCUUUGAUGCUAAGAAUGCCUGCGACCACCUAUCAGGAUUCAACGUUUGUAACAGAUACCUUGUGGUUUUGUAUUACAAUGCUAACCGGGCAUUUCAGAAGAUGGACACCAAGAAGAAGGAGGAGCAGCUGAAACUUCUCAAGGAGAAGUAUGGCAUCAACACAGACCCUCCCAAGUGACUAGCAGCCACGCGUGGCCCUGGCUCCCUGUUCUCUUCCUUUGUAACUAGUACUGAAUACGGUGACUUCUUAUUUGAGAGCUAGAAUGACUCGUGUGGAAGUUUUCUAGCAUUAGAAAAGAUGUUAAUAAACUUGUAGCUUUUUUGUA